UGGAAUUCUUUACUUCCGAAUCCAAAACACAGAAAGAAAGAGAUAGAGAGAGAAAGAGAGAGAUUUUGCGUUGUUACUGUUGGAGAAUAUAUGGAGAUUUUUUCACAUUGAUCGGUCAUAAAAGGAGAAGAAGAAGGCUACCCAUCUAUCAAUUUGAUCUUUUCAUCAUCGCAUUAUCACAAAAUCUUUCCAUUCAUCACAAACCUUGAUUUGAUCGUCUUUUUCUAUUUCGUUUUCUUAUACACUCUUGUGAUUCACUCAAAUUCAAUCAAUACCCAUAUACUACUUUGAUUCAUAGAUCAUUUAUUGUACCCUUUUUCUGAUUAUCGAACACCGAUGCCGGACAAUCGCCAACUCCGGACCAAUGUCGGAGUUGUCAAUCCUUCACUCGGAGAACUUGAAGAGUCUGUAAAACGUCUUAAAUUUGAUGAUCAAAACGUGGGUGAUCCUUUUGUUUAUCCUGAUCGUCCUGGUGAACCUGACUGUAUAUACUAUUUGAGAACUGGGCAAUGUGGUUAUGGAAACAAUUGCAGGUUUAAUCAUCCUUCUUCUAAUGAACAGGGUAGGAUGUAUGGAGGUGAACUUCCAGAAAGAACUGGACAACCUGAUUGUGUGUACUAUCUGAAGACAGGAACCUGCAAGUAUGGAUCGACAUGUAAAUAUCAUCAUCCGCCUGAUAGACGUGGUGCUGGACCGGUUUUGUUAAAUAUAUUGGGAUUGCCUACUAGAGAGGAAGAAAAGGCGUGUCCAUUUUACAUGAGAAAUGGAUAUUGCAAAUUUGGAGCAGCAUGUAAGUUCCAUCAUCCUGAACCCGCAUCAUCAUCUUCAUCGUCGACUUUCAUACCUUCAUCUGCUGCACCAUGGCCAUAUCAAAACUAUGUUCCUGUUGUUCUACCUCCUCCUGCUCAAAGUAUAAAUUCCACAAAUGGUGGUUGGAAUGCUUAUACGGGACCUUAUGUUCAGUCUGGACUGGAUAUGAAUUACUACAACUUAUUGGAACAGGGAUCCAAUCCGAUGCCCAUGAUGCCCUCGCCAGUUAUUUAUCUACCCGAAAGGCCAGAUAAACCUGAAUGUAGGAACUUUAUUAGCACGGGGAACUGCAAAUAUGGUAUGGAUUGCAAGUACCAUCAUCCAAAGGAAAGAGCUGUUCAAUUAUCUAUGAACCCAUAUGGUCUCCCUUCAAGACCCGGACAAGCUGUUUGUUCAUACUAUAGUCUAAAUGGGUAUUGCAAAUAUGGAUCAUCUUGCAAAUAUCUUCACACUUUACCGGGUGGUUACUCUUAUAACUAUAUGGGAGUUCCAUUCCCAAAUCCAAUGAAUUCUUCAUCUCUAUUGGUUUAUACUUCUCCAACUAAAUCACCAUCCAAGGUUCUUCGCAAUCAAGCCAAUGCCGAUAAUGGAAAAGAUCAGGAUGAAGGUCAGAAGCAGCAUGAUGAUGAUGAUGAAGAAUCAAACCAAUCCUGUUCUCCAUCGAAAGAUAUAUCUAUUGUCUCUGAAUCUCGGGAAGAUAAGAUGGAUUGAUGAAGAGAAAAUGUUGAUCCCUGAUUAUCUUUUUCUAUCUGUGGUCAAGAUGAGAUUAAGGAUGGGGUUAGGAAGUUUUUUUUUCUUUCUUUUUUUCUUUCUUGUGAUGAAAUAAAACAUAGAUCUUUUGAUUUGUUUCAACUCUUACUUUUUCUUUUCAUGAACUUUGGAAUUGUUCUUUAAAGAUACCAAAUACUAUGAUGAUGGUGAUAUUUAUGAUGAUGUCUGAGAUUAUUAUUGUUGUUGGUGCUGAA
Messenger RNA from Impatiens glandulifera, 1775 nucleotides. Its product is annotated as zinc finger CCCH domain-containing protein 6-like. The transcript has 7 exons. The coding region runs from base 337 to 1521 and encodes 394 amino acids. NCBI's taxonomy places the organism in Eukaryota, Viridiplantae, Streptophyta, Magnoliopsida, Ericales, Balsaminaceae. The record is from RefSeq and is a predicted model, not a curated record. Gene Ontology annotation, molecular function: mRNA binding; metal ion binding.